AUGACUUACUACUGCGAGCUCCUUGUGUGAGGAGGAGAGGUAGCAGCGGUUCCCUGGGCCAAACCAGCAGCCUUUUAGCAUCUCUUCAGCUGCCGGGAAGAGUUAUGCAGCCAGCACUUGAUAUCAAACACUUUCUGCCCUAUCGACUAAACACACCUUCGCCCAUUGGAUUAUUCCCCAACUUCAACACAAUGGAUCCGGUGCAAAAGGCCGUAAUAAAUCACACCUUCGGCAUGGCGUUACCUCCGAAAAAGAAACAGGUCAUCUCUUGCAAUGUCUGCCACUUGAGGUUCAACUCCGAGAACCAAGCGGAGGCUCACUAUAGAGGCCAUAAGCACGCCCGGAAGCUCAAAGCACUGGAGGCGUUGAAAAACAAGCAGAAAGCGUCGGCCAAAGAGGACACAGCCACUCAACCCGACCACAGUCUCGAGGACGCUAUGAGCGAUCCAGAGAAGACAGACGAUUGCCCGGCGGGGAAAGCCACGGACGAAACGACGGGCGGCUCUCCGUCCCCGAGACCGGGCUCCGAGGUGUCGACGGAGGAGCCCGCCGCCCCUUCCUCGUCCUCGGCCUCCUCCCGCUCGGAAGCCGCCUGCGGGGCUCCGGAGGACGGGGGGCCGGAGCUCCCGGCCGCGGUUCCGGCCGUCGCGGAGACCGCCGCGGGCGAAAGCGGCGAGGUGGGAGUGGCUUCGCCCCCCGAGGGCGAGAAGGAGGGUGACAAACCCAAGCGGCAGCUCUACUGCGGGGUCUGCAAAGUGACCGUCAAUUCCGUCUCGCAGCUCGAAGCGCACAACAACGGGUCCAAACACAAGUCGAUGCUCGAGGGUCAGAACAGUCACCACCGAAGGAACCGCUUGAAACUGUUCCCUCGGACUUUGUACAAAACCAAACGCAUUGGCAAUAAAGGGAGCGUCGGGUUGCAGAGCAAAGCCUUCCACUGUAACAUCUGUGAGAUAUACGUCAACUCCGAAACCCAACUCAAACAGCACAUGACCAGUAGGCGACACAAGGAGAGGCUGACUGGGAGGCCAUCCAAACCCAAGUUUAGUCCCUACACAAAGCUCCAGCAGACAGCGGCAUUGGUGACGAAGCUGGCUUUUCAGAAACACCUGGCAAAGCCGAUGGCCACCGGUUUCUUACCGAACCCUCUGACGGCCGCCGCGGUCUGCGCUUUGCCAAACGGCCUCACGCUCAGGCCAACCACCACCCUCUUCCAGACCCCCAUCCUGGGACCAGCCUUCUUCAGAGCCGCCCCAGGACCUCUGAGGACCGCUCCCACCUCCUUCCUGUUCGCGCCGUAUUGACUCAUCUCUCUGAUUUUCAGGGUUCAGUUCGUUGAGACAUUUUUUCUGGGGAGAGAGACACAAAAAAUACAAGCAACAGCUACAGGAAAGGGAACUAUGCAGUUGUUCACGAGAACAUCUCUAAGUUAUGCAGGGCAGAGAAUUCUGCCUCCUCGCUUAUAUAAAAGAAAAAAAAUGGUAUUAUUAUUAUUUAGCAGUUUUUAUACUGCGGAUCUAUUUAGACGAACCUUGUAUUAUAACAAUAUGGUUUCAGUGAAGAGAAGAAAAGACACUGUUACAGAACUGAUGUAGACAUACUUAGAUUUGCAGUAGAACCAUAAGAGACCCCCAGUCUCUUUUUUUUGCACAAUAUUUUUGUGAUAUCUUUAAUGUGCGUCAGUCACUGGCUGGGCGAGGUAUUCUGUGUGAGAGGUGUUUAUAUCUAUAUAUAUAUAUAGAGAGAGAGAGAGAGA
Molecule: messenger RNA, 1756 nt
Organism: Callorhinchus milii (elephant shark)
Lineage: Eukaryota; Metazoa; Chordata; Chondrichthyes; Chimaeriformes; Callorhinchidae
Product: zinc finger protein 385D-like
Exons: 8
Coding region: 105-1304 (399 amino acids)
Cellular component (GO): nucleus
Molecular function (GO): nucleic acid binding; zinc ion binding
Source: RefSeq, a predicted model, not a curated record